Lutzomyia longipalpis is the source of this 1824-nucleotide messenger RNA. Its product is annotated as transmembrane protein 184C. The transcript has 5 exons. Lineage: Eukaryota; Metazoa; Arthropoda; Insecta; Diptera; Psychodidae. Gene Ontology annotation, biological process: transport. The record is from RefSeq and is a predicted model, not a curated record. Gene Ontology annotation, molecular function: transporter activity. Bases 141 to 1694 code for a protein of 517 amino acids.
GAGUCAAAUUUUGACAGCUGCAGUCAGAUGUGUAGUGGAAGGAGGACAACAAAAACAAAGGGAUUUUCCAGACUUCCGCAAGAAGAAAAAUAAAAGAAAAAAAUGUUUUUCCGUGUGGUACAGCGUGAGAUUUGAGAAUCAUGUGCACAGAACGAUGUACAGGUUGCUUCUCGAGGUGGCGUGUGUGGAUCCGCCCACUGCUCAUUGUGUUCUACACGCUUUUUGUGAUAAUUGUCGUUCCCCUGCUCAUUGUGAAUUCCGUGAAAGAUGGUUUCACGCGAAAGGAUCAGCUUAUCCUCAUCGGGGGUCUCUUUGUCCUCACGGCCCUCCCAAUUUCCUUCUGGCACAUUACACAGCACAUGAUUAACUACACUAAACCCAUCCUCCAGAAGCAUAUUGUCAGAAUUCUCUGGAUGGUUCCCAUCUAUGCCCUGAAUGCGCUCCUGGGGCUUCUCUUUCCCGCUCAUAUCAUCUACAUGGACAGUAUCCGUGAAUGCUACGAAGCGUACGUCAUCUACAACUUCAUGAUGUACCUCCUGAACUAUUUGAAUCUCGAAAUGGACCUAGAGGCAAAUAUGCAGCUGAAACCCUCUGUGAAGCACAUCUUUCCUCUAUGCUGGAUGCGUCCUUGGGAGAUGGGAACGGAAUUCAUCCACAAUUGCAAGCAUGGAAUUAUUCAGUACUCUGUAAUACGUCCUAUAACCACCUUCGUCUCGGUGGUCUGUGAAUUAGCAGGUGUCAAUGGGGAGGGGACUUUCAGCAUGAGCGUAGCCUAUCCGUACAUAAUGGUGGUGAACAACAUAUCACAGUUCUGCGCCAUGUACUGCCUCGUACUCUUCUACCAGGCCAACCGGGUGGAGUUGAAGCCGAUGCGUCCACUGCCAAAGUUUGCCUGCAUCAAGGCUGUUGUCUUCUUCUCCUUCUUCCAGGGCGUCAUCAUUGACAUUCUCGUCUAUUUUGGCUUUAUCAGCAAUAUCUUUGGGUCAGAUGAGAAUGACAGCUAUCAGGAUUUGUCGGCGAAACUGCAGAAUUUCCUCAUUUGCAUCGAAAUGUUCUUGGCGGCUAUUGCGCAUCACUACAGCUUCCCCCAUGAACCCUUUCACAUAAACAUUCCACACUUUAACAGCGAUCGCAACUGGGUGAGCGCCUUGGCGUCCAUGAUGGACUUUUCGGAUGUUCAGCAGGAUGUCAGUGAGCAUUUGGGUGUGGUGGGAAGUAGCCUGAGUCGACGAUUGCGUGGCAGGACGGCGUAUCAGAUGACACGUGGCACAACGGAGCACGACUAUCUCAUUUCAACGGGGAUCAAUCCACCCGAAGGGGGACCAUCAACGUACUACCAGAGUGGGCUGCGGGAUGUUGGCAAUAUUACGGCCAUUGCAUCGACUGCUGGGGUGGGGCAGAAGCAGGGCUAUGGGGCAAUUGAUUCGACCUUUGCAAAGCCAAUUGCAAAGCAAAUGCGCGCGGCAUCACCCCAUCGGGGGGCACCAAUCAAUGAUAAUCCCUUCAAUGCCACGGAGAAUCUCCUUGCGGUGUCACCGCAGACUAAUUCCAAAUCCGACACGAGUUCCACGAAUGUGGGUGGAAUCACAAAGUCCGACAGUGCAGCCAGUGAUUGGCUGAGUAGCCCCACCGAGGAGUUUGCGGGGUUGGACAUUAAGGGGCUCGAAAAUGAUCGGAUUCACCUCAAUGGGUGAUCCCAUGAGGGGGGGCAGACCACCUCUCAGUUUAAGAGAAUUUUUUGUUCAAAUUAUCCAAUAAUGACUGAUGCAACAUGUUCCAGAGAUAUUUAUCCAAAAAUAAGAGAUACAAAGAAAAUUGAUCAAA